Talpa occidentalis (Iberian mole) is the source of this 5967-nucleotide messenger RNA. RefSeq names its product frizzled class receptor 2 (gene FZD2). Lineage: Eukaryota; Metazoa; Chordata; Mammalia; Eulipotyphla; Talpidae. Gene Ontology annotation, biological process: non-canonical Wnt signaling pathway; canonical Wnt signaling pathway. The record is from RefSeq and is a predicted model, not a curated record. Gene Ontology annotation, cellular component: plasma membrane. Gene Ontology annotation, molecular function: Wnt receptor activity; Wnt-protein binding.
AUGCGGCCCCGCAGCGCCCUGCCCCGCCUGCUGCUGCCGCUGCUGCUGCUGCCCGCCGCCGGGCCAGCCCAGUUCCACGGGGAGAAGGGCAUCUCCAUCCCGGACCACGGCUUCUGCCAGCCCAUCUCCAUCCCGCUGUGCACGGACAUCGCCUACAACCAGACCAUCAUGCCCAACCUUUUGGGCCACACGAAUCAGGAGGACGCGGGCCUGGAGGUGCACCAGUUCUACCCGCUGGUAAAGGUGCAGUGCUCGCCCGAACUGCGCUUCUUUCUGUGCUCCAUGUACGCGCCCGUGUGCACCGUGCUGGAGCAGGCCAUCCCGCCGUGCCGCUCCAUCUGCGAGCGCGCGCGCCAGGGCUGCGAGGCGCUCAUGAACAAGUUCGGUUUCCAGUGGCCCGAGCGCCUGCGCUGCGAGCACUUCCCGCGCCACGGCGCGGAGCAGAUCUGCGUGGGCCAGAACCACUCCGAGGACGGCGCGCCCGCGCUGCUCACCACCGCGCCGCCCCCGGGCCUGCAGCCGGGUGCUGGGGACCCGGGCGGCCCGGGCGGCGGCGGUUCGCCUCCGCGUUACGCCACCCUGGAGCACCCUUUCCACUGUCCCCGCGUCCUCAAGGUGCCGUCCUAUCUCAGUUACAAAUUUCUCGGCGAGCGCGACUGUGCAGCGCCCUGCGAGCCGGCGCGGCCGGACGGCUCCAUGUUUUUCUCCCAGGAGGAGACGCGCUUCGCGCGCCUCUGGAUCCUCACCUGGUCGGUGCUGUGCUGCGCCUCCACCUUCUUCACUGUCACCACUUACCUGGUGGACAUGCAGCGCUUCCGCUACCCCGAGCGGCCCAUCAUUUUCCUCUCCGGCUGCUACACCAUGGUGUCGGUGGCCUACAUCGCCGGCUUCGUGCUGCAGGAGCGUGUGGUGUGCAACGAGCGCUUCUCGGAGGACGGCUACCGCACCGUGGUCCAGGGCACCAAGAAGGAGGGCUGUACCAUCCUCUUCAUGAUGCUCUACUUCUUCAGCAUGGCCAGCUCCAUCUGGUGGGUCAUCCUGUCGCUCACCUGGUUCCUGGCGGCGGGCAUGAAGUGGGGUCACGAGGCCAUCGAGGCCAACUCACAGUACUUCCAUCUGGCCGCGUGGGCCGUGCCCGCGGUCAAGACCAUCACCAUCCUGGCCAUGGGCCAGAUUGACGGCGACCUGCUGAGCGGCGUGUGCUUCGUGGGCCUCAACAGCCUGGACCCGCUGCGGGGCUUUGUGCUGGCGCCGCUCUUCGUGUACCUGUUCAUAGGCACGUCCUUCCUCCUGGCCGGGUUCGUGUCGCUCUUCCGCAUCCGCACCAUCAUGAAGCACGACGGCACCAAGACGGAGAAGCUGGAGCGGCUCAUGGUGCGCAUCGGCGUCUUCUCGGUGCUCUACACGGUGCCCGCCACGAUCGUCAUCGCCUGCUACUUCUACGAGCAGGCCUUCCGCGAGCACUGGGAGCGCUCGUGGGUGAGCCAGCACUGCAAGAGCCUGGCCAUCCCGUGCCCCGCGCACUACACGCCGCGCAUGUCGCCCGACUUCACAGUCUACAUGAUCAAAUACCUCAUGACACUCAUCGUGGGCAUCACGUCAGGCUUCUGGAUCUGGUCCGGCAAGACGCUGCACUCGUGGAGGAAGUUCUACACCCGCCUCACCAACAGCCGACACGGCGAGACCACCGUGUGAGGGGGCGCCCGCGCGCCUCGUGCGGGACCCCCAACCCCUCGCCCACGCCGCGCUUUUCCCCCGUCCCCGUUGGGGGACUCGCUCCUUACAGACUCCUUAUUUUUAUUUUUUUAAAUAAAGAACAGUCAAAACCAUUUAUUUUUUAGGUUGCUUUUUAAAAAGAACUCUGCCCAACACCCCCACCAGGUUUGUAAUUAAAACUGUAAAUAGUCUUUGUAAAUUUAAUGAUAUAUUUUCUAUUUAAGAGAAAAAAAGGGGGAAGAAAAAGGCAGUGAGGGGCGCCAGGGCCCAGGGAAGGGGUGAAGGGGAGUGGAGGGGGUCCUCUUCUUUAGUGGCCCUUUGAAACACCCCCUACUUGGGCUGGAGCUCUUCGUGAGUUGGCAGGGCGGGCCUGCUGCUGGCCUGAGGAGUUCGGAGCUUGUUACAUUCAACUUCCGAAGCCUGACUUGCAGCCUCUCACUGACGCCGGGCCUUUGGAAGCUGUCGGGUAUUUUUGAACAGGACUUGGAUUCUUUUGGGGUUAUUUCUCUUUCCCCACUACCUCCUCACUUGUUCCAUCUCCUCUACUCCGUCUUGAACCUCGCAACGGAGAUGAACACGAAAAAAAGACCCAAACACGCUGGUGGGGCGGUGGGGCGAGUGAGGAGAUUGAGGAAUGGCCUCCGUGGCUCUGGCUGGCUCCUUUCCAAGCAGGACGCUCUCUCCUCUCACUUUUCUUUUUGUGCUUUGAGUGGGCAGAAAGUGCUCUGUGAAGUGUGUUUUGAGACAUCCCCCCUCCCCAACACACAACUACCACUUUGAGUGCCUCUCCCGUCUGCCUCCCUUUUUAGGGGGAGCAUUAGUCUUUGAGUAUUUCUUCUCAAAUUUUGGGGUUAGGGAUUGCCCUUGAUUCUCCCCUUCCUUCACUUGCAGUCUGCUCGCGGCUGGUGCCCCCAACCAGAUAUAGUCUCUGGAGUACAAGUUACCAGUUUGCUGCGUGGUUUGUGUGUUAUGUGUGAGUUUUUGUCCUUUGGGGUUAUUUUGUUUAAAAGAAGCAAUAAAAAUGGGUUGGGCUAGAGGGAGGGACAGAUGGGCUGGUGGGGUUUUCAGUUUUUCUUUGCCUAAAGACUGGUUUCUUUUCAAACUUAUCCAGAAAAUGGUGGGGUGGGGGGGAGAAAGGUGGGUAUCUUUGCUUUGGAAGAAGGCUCUGGGCAGACUCUUUGUGACUGUGGGGGUGGGGUUGAGUGUUUACAUGACAUUCUAUAUCACAAGAUGGAUAGAAUGUUUACAACAGAUGUUUCUUAUCUACCCCUACCCCCCACAAAUAAAACUCAAGACUUUUCUUAAAGUAUCUUUGACACUGGUAUGAGAACUCCAGUUUCCAAUACACAUCAUUUUCUUCAAAUAUUUGGAAUAUUUUAGACUUAAUUCCAGCAGAUUGAUUUGAAAACCAAGGGGUGCAGUGGAACAAGUAUGCCACAUAAUUCAAUUUUUGACCAUCUCCUGUUUCUUGAUAAUAGUGCAAAUUAAAAGCUAAUAAUCAUAAUAAUAAAGUGCAUUUAAUUAUCUUCUAGAGAUCUAGCCCUUUAAUUGUAUUUAACAGGGUUGUAACUUUUUAUUAGUUUAACCAAACCACACCUCCUCCUCCCCUCUCCCCCUGACCUACUUGGUUGGGGGUGGGGUUCCCUGUCCCAAACCUUGCUUUUUUAAGCUAAAUAGUGAUGGGGAAAAUGGUGCCUUACCACCCUUUGUUAGCUGUCUUUGGGACAAGGGAGAAAGUUAAGUUAGGACCCCUGCUUGGAAGGGUUUGCCUGUGUUAGUUUAUGUUGGGGGAGGGGAUCUGGAAAUGUUUGGUGGUAAUUGAAGUCGUAUGUGGGGCUUUGUUUGGAAUUGUAUGAAGCCAGGGGAUUUCAGCUGAGCCCCCUUCCCAAAAUAUAUAAUAUUCCCCUGUAGCUUUUGUGGCUGUAGCCUACAUAAGUUAAAAGUAGCUUUUUCUCAAAUGAGGAUGUGUGUGAAAUCUCAACAUGAGAUUCUCUAUCAAAGAAGCAGUUUUCAAGGUGUCACUCCCCUUAUACUCCAUUUGUUGCAAGAUUCUCAAGGAACCCCACAAGGGUUGCAGGAAAGAGUUAAAUUACAAAGUGUGAGUGCCUCUCCUGGAAAUGGUGGUGAAGCUGGAGCAAGGAAAGAGGAGGGGGUGUAAAUUCCAGAGGCUGGGAUGGAGCCCAGUGGGGAGAGGAGUGCUGGCUCCGUUGAAGAUUUGGGGGAAAGCAUCCCCUCCUCCCUCCAAUCUGUAAACCCCCAGAAUCCCAGUUCUUUGUGUUUUGGGUACAUAUGUCAAUGAACCCUCAGGCUGAUAGAUGUGGACUUAACAGUUACCUUUUCCUUCCCUGAGUGGGGGGCUAGAGGGAAUUUUGGUACAUAUUGUUUCUCUUUCUCAACCUCAGAGUCUCCUGCCAACCUAGGGGAAGAGGACCUGGGAAAUCAGAAAAACUAGGGUUUUGGGGAGCCGGUAGGGGAGGAUAGAGAAGCUGAUUCCCUUUUAGAAGGGAUAGGCCUGUCUUCUAGAUGCCCUCCUUUUCCCCAAAGGGGUAGCCUAGGGCUGAACUACCUGACAGAAAGUAGUAGGGCCCUCUUUCCCGGGCUUCUCUCAUUAGUUUCAUGAAAAGACUCUUAGAGAGAGGGAAGUAUAGCCUAAGGUGUGCAGAACUAGGGGAGAAAGUGCCCUGCAGCAAAGGUAAACCAUCUGAGCUCAUUGUCACAUCUGGAGAGGGAUAUCCACUCCCUCGUUUGGAAAACCUGGUUAAAAAUAUGAGCUAGGAAGUCUGCUUUUGCAGAUUUCUGGAUUGCCUACUGGCAGGAAAAUUUACCCAAUUGUAAAUGGGUUGGUCCUAUCCUCUGGAUGAGCGAGACUUUGUCUGGCGGGGGUCAGGGGCUCAUGAGCCCUUCACUGCGGCCUGUCUCAGACCUCAACUGCUUUCUACCAGCUUUCCCACCCUCACCCCCCUUUCACAAAGGAGUGAUGCUGCUAUUUCUCCAGGGUCAGGGCACUUCUGUUGCAGACACUCCCAACCCUGAUUGGUCAGAUUUUUACUUUUCCUCCCCCAUUCCAGACUUCCCCUCCUGAAAAUGGUUCCUUUACUAAUUCUGUAAGCUUAAGUGUCAGUCCCAGAAAAGGACACCAGAGUUUUACAAAAUGAAAUUCUUCUGAACUACCCUAAAGAGUAAGAUCAGUGGAAUCUAGAGCUGCUGACUUCUGGAUUAUUCCAAAAAGCUCUCUAAGAGGAUGUUGGGGCCCCAGAUCUAGUUGAUCCUGUCUCUUGCAGGAAACAAGUUACCAAGAUGCAGCAGAGUGUAAUGAAUGUUUAAUACUUUGUCAAAGGGGAAAAGUUGGAGACAAUAUUUAGAAAGAACAGACUUUUGCAUGAAACAGUGCCAGCCCUGAGUCCCAAUACCUGUCUAGCAAGGUGCUGGUGAAGAUUAGAUGAGAGGAUGCAGGUUACAGCACCAGUACAUAGUAGAAGUUCAAGAAAUUGCAGCACUCUUCCAGUUACCUAGGGUAAAUUCCUGAAAGUGGAAAUCACUGGAUCAAAGGAUGUGCAGCUCUCUCUAACUUAUUGUUACUGGCGGUUUUAAUAGAAUAAUUUACUUGGCUCCCAGUUUCUCUACCCGACCCAGGGUCCUGUUCAGAGGUUCCUCUGGGAGGUGGUGGGCAGUGUUUUCCCCCUUCUCUCUGAUUAGGACAGAAAUGUCUUACCCGCCUGAAUGAGCAGGGCACACACGCAGGCGGGCCCUCUCUCCAGCCAGCUUUGAAACUAGCUAAUUAGGGCUGGGGUUGUCACAGCUGGCUUCCCCUGCACUCCCCCUUCCUCUGCUCUGCCCCAUCCCCAGCCUCACAGCCUCAAAGCCACCUCCCCAGCAGCCCCGCCUUCCAUUUAAGGCUUGUGGCUCCCCCAAGCCAUCUGUGAAGGUGCUGGCAUGUGAGACCUGGAAGGGCUAAGGCUACAGCAGCUGAAAAAGGACAAGAUGGGACAUGGAAGAAGCUCGCAGACCACGGAUUAGCUUUAGAGAGGACUGCCUGCCUUUGGCCCGGACCCCCUCCUUAUUCCUAAUGAAAUCUGGAGAGGAGCCGGCCUGGGCUGGGGGCUGAGUCCUGCGCUCUUUGUUUGAAAGCCAAGCUUUCUGAAGGCUCCAGCCUCCCAACCUGGCCCUUAUAAUUAGCCCCAAUCAGAGUGUUUAUGUCGGGGCCUCAUGCGGAACUCAGAGCCCCAUGAUUUCAUUCCAAACCUGGGGGGA